AUGACGGCUUUGGGCGCAGAGAACCUGCGCGUCAUAUGCGCCCGGAUCCUGAACGUGGCCACCAAAAAGAUCGACUUGGAGAAGUCCUUUCUGCGACUGGGAGGAGACUCCAUGGCCGCCAUUGAGCUUCUAUCGGCUUUCCGAGACCAUGGCUGCGAUGUUUCGAUCCAGCAGAUUCUUGAGGCCGACUCACUGUCUCAGCUACUCGAAGUAGGCGCUACUACUGCCAAUAUUAUCGAUGAGAAUGUGCCUUUUGCGCUGUCGCCCGCCCAGGCUUUGCUCAUGAGGACUAUCGAGAAUGAGAUCGAGACCAAAGGAGGCAAAGAGCAAGCGACUCAGAACAAGUACCACCAAGGACGACGAUUGGAGCUAGUCACCGAUGUCCCGCAUGAGGCGAUUGAAGCAGCAUUGGGCGCAGUUGUCUCGCGGCACGCCAUGCUUCGCGCACGCUUUGUUCGAUCAGAAUCCCAGCAAUGGCUUCAAACAAUCAGCCCUUACAAUCCAGAGAGCUACAUGUUCCGUGUCGAGCGAGCGCUUGGAACUGCUGAGUACGAGUCGAUUAUUACUUCUCUGCAUGACUCGAUCGACUACGUGGAAGGGCCGGUCUUCGGAGCGACAUUCUUCGAGACCACGCCUGAUGGUCGUCGAGUAUUGUACUUGGUGGCUCCAUCGCUCAUUAUCGAUGCAGCGUCCUGGGCUAUUCUCAUCGCCGACCUUGAACAGAUCCUUGAGAGGAAAGCGCUGACCCUCCAACCUGCGGCAUCGUUCCAAGUAUGGAGUGAUGAGCAGGAGGCUGCAAAUAACAUGGCUUGGCAAAGCUGUGAAUCUGCCGUGCAAUUUGGGCAUAUUGACGAGACACUGGAGUCAAACACGGCGGGUCUGUUGAACGACAUCUUCUGCCGAGCAACUCACCAUGUCGAUGCCGUCGAUAUCCUCCUCGGGGCGCUGAUCGCCUCGUCUAAGGCGGUUUUCGCCGACAAGAACGUCCUGGCAAUCUCCCACAACCUCCCCAGCGAAGAUCAGCGCAAGGGUGACUUCCGAUUCGCGAGGACACUAGGAAACUUCACUCGGCUACGCUACCUACGAGUUGGUAUAGAAGACAUUGACGAGCCGUUGACUGAGGUCGCUACUCGAGUGGCAGCCUCUCGAAACUCUACUUCGAACACGGAACUGGAAGCAACAGACAGUCUCGGCAGUGCUGUGAAUUUCCAUUACGAUGGACCGACCCAAGAAUCCUAUGCCAGCACCACUUUCCGCGAGACUUGGGUCGACGAUUCCAACAAGAAGAAGAACACGAGUUCACACCCGACGACACCGAUUGACAUACACGCGAGCUUCAUACAAGGGUCAUUACGACUCCGCCUGAGCUACGACAUCCGAACCGCCAAGCAUGAGGACCUGCAAAGAUGGCUCGCCCGCGCUGUGACCAUGCUUCGCUCUGUACUAUCGAGCGAAGCACACGAGGACCCGAGAGCGAAUCUCACGCGGGCCUUACCCACCAGUACUGACCGACGUGAUCUGCUGUUGCAGACAGUGGCGAGCCUACCUGUGUCGAUGCGUGAUGCAGUCGUUGACGUCUAUCCUUGCUCGCCUAUGCAAGAGGCUAUGAUGUUCAGCCAGAUCCGAAACCCAGGAUUGUACAGAUGCUCGUACUCGUUCGAAAUGCUGUCAACAGCUCUUGGCACUGGGCAUCAUGUUGACGCCGCGAGGAUCCACACCGCUUGGAACCAGGUCGUGGAUCGUCACUCAGCCCUGCGGACCGUGCUGAUGAAUAGCACGACACGCAGCGGUCACUUUGAUCAGGUGGUGUUUUCCUCGCUAGGAGAUAACGUCAUCCAUUCACAGAGCGAUAAAACGCAAACGCCCUUCGGAACCUUGAGUGAGCUCAUACGCUCGUUCCAAGUGCCGUACCGCUUCACCAUCUCGACCACGGACUCGGGCGCCAUCAUUUGCACGCUCGACGUCAGCCACGCAAUCAUUGACGGAGAGUCCCUGCCGACCCUUGCUAGAGACUUAUGUUUGGCAUACCAAGGCAGCCUUCCGUUUCAACCUGCACCUCACUUUGGAGAUUACAUUGUAUAUCUUCACAGCAUCGACCACAGUGUAGCACGAUCGUACUGGGAACAGUAUCUCGCCGAUAUCGAACCAUGCUACUUCCCUCCGGCCGACGGCGAUCGAACCGAAAGACGUUUGCAGCAAAAGCGCACCAAUAUUCCCCUGGAUGCCACACAUGUCCAAGCCGUCUGCGAACGCUACAAAGUGACGCUUGCCACCAUUUGCCAGGCAGCAUGGGCGCUGGUGCUCAAGUACUUCACGGGCUCGCAGGAUGUGUGCUUCUUCGUGUCCACCGCCGGUCGUCAAGGCGUGCUUGAUAACAUCAAAGAAGCAGUCGGACCACUACUCAAUACCCUAAUAUGUCGGCAGCGUCUGGACGGUGACGAUGUCACCCUCGGAGACAUCGUUAAGGACCUGCAGCAGGGUCGGCUCAAAGCUCUUGAGCAUGAGUACUUUCCCUUGCGUGAGACAGAGGGCAGCAAGCAGUCGGCAGGACAAGCCCUUUGUAAUACCAUUGUAUCGUAUCAGCGGAAGCCGGACCUCGAUACGAGUCUCGUCUCGGAGCUUCGAGUUCGACUGCAGCAGGGCUACAAUCCGACCGAGUACGACAUAUCGCUCAACCUGGAAGCAAGCGAGGACACACUCGGCGACAAUCAGCAAACAGUACAAUUAUGGAACAGCAAGACACCUCGAGCAGUGGAGGACUGCGUCCACGGCAUCGUUGAGCAUCAAACCAAGCUGCAACCGAACGCUCCGGCUCUCAGCUCCGCCGAGCGAGACUGGACGUACCGCGAGCUUGAUGAUGAGGCGUCGCGGCUCGCGUGCUACCUCGUCCAGAUGGGCGUAGGCGCCGAGGUCAUGGUGCCGCUCUGCUUUGACAAGUCUCCCUUUGCCAUAAUUGCCUUAUUGGCGGUUCUCAAGGCCGGCGGUGCUUGUGUGCCUCUGAGCCCGGACUACCCCGACGCCCGAGCCAAUGCCAUUAUCACAGAUGUGAACGCCAGUGUGGUGCUCGUGGCGCCCGACUACCGCGCUCGUUUCGAGUCAUUAGCGUCAUCGCGGUACCGUACCGUCAUUGUUGAUGCGAAAUUGAUUGCCUCGUGUCACGAGCGCCUCCAAUCACACGCGCAGCAGCCAAGAGCGAACCCGGACAACGUCGCGUACUUGAUCUUCACCUCCGGCAGCACAGGAGUUCCAAAGGGUGUGAUGCUGGAGCACCGAGCUCUCGCCAGCAGCUGUACAGCGCAUGGUAAGGCCUUUGGCCUGGGUCCGCACUCAAGAGUGGUCCAAUUCGCCGCCUAUACAUUCGAUGCAAGCAUCCAGGACAUUUUUACUACGCUGCUCCUCGGCGGCUGCGUAUGCGUUGUUUCAGAUCAUGAGCGUCUGAACGAUCUCAGCAACGCUAUCAACCGCACCCAGGCCAACUUCAUCAACCUCACGUCCACCGUCGCCGUGCUGCUGGACCCGCGUGAGCUCCCGACUCUUCGCACUAUGAUCCUCGCUGGAGAGCCAGUGAGAGCUGACGUUGUAGAGCUCUGGGCCGAGCACGUCGUCAUUUACAACUCGUAUGGACCCUCCGAGUGCUCUAUCAACUCGUCUUGCAGUAAGAGGGUCACUGAUAAGAACAACGCUGCCAACGUUGGCAAACCCUUGGUGUGCAAUCACUUCUGGGUCGCUGACCCGGCAAACCACGACUACCUGUCUCCCGUGGGCAGCAUUGGAGAGCUCCUCAUCGAGGGGCCGUUGGUUGCUCGGGGCUAUCUAAAUGACGAGGCCAAAACGCGCGCUUCCUUCAUCUGCGAUCCGGCGUGGGUGUCCAGAUUCGGAUCUGUGCGUCGCCGCAUGUACAAGACUGGUGAUCUCGUCCGCUACAAUAACGACGGAGGCUUGACCUAUAUCGGCCGCAAAGACAGGCAGGUCAAAGUCCGCGGUCAACGCGUAGAGGUCGCCGAAAUCGAGUUUCGUCUCUACGAGCAGAUUCCCACCGCCAGGACCGUGGCCGUCGAGCUUGUGACGCAUCCUCGUCAUCCCGAUAGGUUGAUGCUUACGGCGUUUUUGGCUCUGCGCGUGGAUGGCGAAGAAGACGAGGGGACAGUCCAGGCCACCCAAACAUCUUCGUCGUUGUCACCUUUACCGUCAUCGGCGACCCUACGCAACUCUUUUGCCGAUGCCGCUAUUGCGCUGGCGCAGCACCUCCCUGCCUACAUGAUUCCAUCCAUGUACAUUCCGCUGGCAAGGAUGCCGGAGAACAUGUCCCGCAAGCUGGACCGUAGGAGGCUUCACAAGGUGGUCGAGACCAUGGAGGACGAGGAGCUCGCCGUGUACGGUCUGACGGGAGCACGCAAAGAACAAAACGAGCUCAACACAGACAUGGAGCGCCGGAUGCGCGACAUGUGGAGCUACAUCCUGGGCAUCAAGGCGGCCACCAUUGGCGCUGACGAUGGUUUCUUCCAGCUGGGUGGCGACUCCGUGGCGGCCAUGCGUCUAGUCACGGCUUGUCACGAGCAGGGGCUUACUCUGACGGUGGCGGACUUGUUCCAGAGUCCCAGGCUGUCUGAAGUAGCCCGACUCGUCAAGACCGCUGACAACAACGGCGCAGAUGAUCUUCAUGUCAAACGUUUCGCUCUUUGGGAUGAACCUCGAGAGACUCGCAAUGAGCGACUUGAGGAGAUAGCCGCGCUCUACCGCACACCUAUCGAUCGCAUCGAAGAUAUAUAUCCCUGCAGUCCUUUGCAGGAAGGUCUGAUGGCAUUGACGAUGCGUCAAUCCCAAGCCUACGUCGGCCGUGCCGUCUUUCGACUACAUGAGAACAUCGACCUGCCUCGCUUCAAAUCAGCCUGGCAAAACGUCUCCAACGCAAACCCCAUUUUGAGGACGCGCAUCAUCCCGGGCAUUGCUGCGGGAGCUACAUCCCUGCAGGUCGUCGUCAGGGAGGAUAUCGAGUGGGAGGAGGCGGAGGAUGUUGAGAGCUGUUUGGAAGGCAGCGGUGGUAUGACAUAUGGCGAGCCGCUUCUGCGAUUCACCAUUGUCAACUCCGGAACCACUUCCAAGUCCCUCGUGUGGGCGAUUCAUCAUGCCUUGUACGACGGCUGGAGCAAGCGAAUCCUGCUGCGGCAAUUGGAGGAAUGGUACCACGGAAGCAGUAUACCUGACCCUGUCCCAUUCACGCACUUUAUCCGGCAGAUAUCUCUCGACAAUGACCAGGACGCGAGCUCUUUAUUCUGGACUAGGCAGCUCAGAGGUGUCAGGGCUCCCGCAUUUCCAGCUUUGCCGUCAACGACGUAUCAGCCAAGACCCAACGCUCGAUUACAGAGGGUCGUGCCUCUGCCCUUGCCGUCGCGUGCCACCGGCUCCGUAGGAUCCGGCGUUCCCUCAUCGGUCGUCCUCCGAGCUGCCUGGGCCGUCGUGCUGGCAGCGUAUUCCGCCUCUGACGAUAUCGCUUUUGCAGUAACGCUGUCGGGCCGCAACAUCGCCGUACCAGGCCUCAACAUUGCCGACAUGGCCGCCCCGACCAUGACGACCGUCCCGGUCCGCGUACUCCUGGACCGCCACCAAACCGUCAACGAGUACCUGUGGUCUAUGAUGCAGCAAUCAGCGGCCAUGGUACCUCAUGAGCACGCAGGUCUGCAGAACAUCCGCCGCAUGCUUCUUCGAGAUGGAGAGGAUGCUGCCAGGACCCCGAUGCAGCUCAACAACCUCUUCAUGGUUCGUCUGCCGAACGAGCAGGCACAUGAGAUGCCGUCCAUCUUAACCGAAGAGCCCAGAGAUGGCCAAAUAGCCGAGGACUUUGGCUCCUAUGCGCUGAUUCUUAGUUGUGGCAUUGAAGGUGACGGUGCUAUGGAUGUUGAGAUGGGCUACGACAAGACUGUCGUCUCGGACGGCAUGGCUGAGAUGCUUCUGGGGUAUUUCUCUCAUGUUGUGAGCAUGCUAGCCAAUGAUGCUCAUGCUCAGCUAUCGGUGGGCGAUGUGGCGUGCGCUGGUCCUCAAGAUAUCCGUCAGAUACAGCAGUGGAACCAACACACCCACACCAAUGGCCACCCUCACCCAAAGGAAGUCAAGAAGCUCAGGUGCAUCCACCAGCUUGUCGAGGCGCAAGCUGUUAUCAACCCCGACGCGCUGGCCGUACAAUCGUGGGAUCAAGAUCAGGACCUCACAUAUGCCGAGCUUAAUGCGCUCUCGACUGCGCUCGCAACGUACCUCGGUCAUCGGGGCGUGACUGAAGGUGCCAAAGUGGCGCUCUGUUUUGAGAGAUUGGCCUGGGCGAUUGUGCCACAGCUCGCUGUGCUGAAGGUUGGUGGCGUCUGCGUCCCCUUGACCCCAGACCAAUUGUCGGAUGCAACCAGCGGUCGUGCCAUACUCGAACAAGUGAAGCCAAUUUUAUGCUUGACCAAUCGGUCACACCAGACUAUGCUUGAGAAACUCAACUGCCAGGCUCUCUCGAUCGAUGCCGGGCUCAUUGGUGAGCUUGUGAAGAGAUCAACCAAUGGGCAUGGGACAAACGGCACAAAUGGACACCGAUCUGAAUCCUCAUCAGAAACCACGGCGUUCAUGCUAUACAAUACUUCUGACAAGGAGGCAGAGAUGGCCGAUGGCAUCGUCUCUCUGAGUCAUGAAGCACUCAUCACCACUUGUCAGGCCUACGGGGAGGUCCUUAGCCUAAACAAGGGCUCCCGAGUCGCACACUUCGUGCCAUACGCAUCGGCCCAGGGAAUCCACGACACAUUCGCCACGCUUCUGAGCGGCGGCUGCAUCUGUGUUCUGUCAGAGGAAGAGUGUGCUGAUGAUGCAGCUGGCGGUAUUGGCAGGUCGGGAGCGACCAUUGCUUGCUUGGAUCACCCAAGCUUGAGUACCAUGACAGCAUUGCCAGAGCAUGCACCGUCGCUCAGGAGUUUGGUUGUUCAUUCGAGCGAGCUGACAACGGGACUCUGGAGCAGGAACCGAGACGCGAUGAAGCAAUGGGGCGAGGAGAUGAGAAUGCUCGAAGUCUAUGGGACCGUCCGAGGCCGGGGUCCCAUGGCGUAUCGAAGACUCCAUUCAGACACCGAGCAGGAGCAGAGCCCAGGCUGGCUGCCGAUCAGCCGCUCGUCGUUGCUUUGGGUGGUUGACCCGCGAGACCACGACAAACUACAGCCUAUAGGCAGCAUCGGUGAGCUUCUCAUCGAAAGCACCUUUGUCGAAGCCUCUGCCACCACGAGCGAUCGUCCAUGGCAACCGCGAUGGGCUUCCCAGCUAGGCCAGAGCGGCAAGCAGGGAACGUACCACAAGACUGGGGAACUGGUACGCUAUAAUGCGGACGGGUCACUCACAUCGGUCGGGUCCAAGGAUGAGUACAUCCAGAUUCUCAGUCAGCGCGCAGAGGUUGAGGCCCGACUGCUGGAACGGAUCAAGGGUUAUGAAUCAAUUGCGGUUGAAGUUGUCGUACCACUCAAGGGGGUAAAGAAGCCAACGGUGAUGGCCUUCUUGGUGGAGAAAGAGACACCCCGAUCGAACGGCACGAACGGUCAUUCAUCGACACUGGCGAACGGGCAUCAGAAGAACGGCACAACGAACGGGACAACAAAACCUGGCCCGGUGGUUAAUGGUAUACACCCGUUACCGCCUUCCGAUCGACUGCAAUCCGACUUGGCCGAGAUUCGCGCAUCUUUGGCCGAUGCUAUCCCGUCAUACAUGACUCCUACCGUCUACGUGCCCCUGGCUCGUAUGCCACGAACGUCCAAGGGCGAAGUCGACCGGCAGCGUCUUCGCGACAUUGCCAAAUCCAUCGACGAGCGACAGUUGGCCGCAUACGGCGAUACCGGGGCCAGCAGUAGGGCGACGAAACUGAAGCCCUCCACUGACCUGGAGAAGCAUCUGCAGAGCCUGUGGAGCAGAAUCCUUGGGGUUAAAGAGACCCUCAUCGGCGCAAGCGACAGUUUCUUCCAGCUCGGAGGCGACUCGGUCGCAGCUAUGAGGCUCGUUGCGCUGGCGCGUCGGGAACAAGUCGUCACCACCGUCGCGAGCAUCUUUGAGCACCCGAUACUCCGCGACUUGGCGGUGGUCAUCGAGCAGGAGGAGGCGGCACGAAUCGGCGGCGCAAACAGCGAAAUUGCUGCUGAUGAGGAGACCAUCGCUCCUUUCGCCUUGUGGGAUGAAGUUGAUGAUAUGAGCGUUAAAUCGCGUUCCGAACGCGUGGCCCAGGUCGCGGCGCAGUGUCAGAUCCUGCCGGAGCAGAUUGAGGAUAUUUACCCCUGCACGCCGCUCCAAGAGGGUAUGAUGGCCAUUACGAUGCGUCAACCGAGGGCCUAUAUCGGGCGUGUGGCUUUCCGGAUCUUGGAAACCGUCGAUUUGGGGCGCUUCAAAGCAGCGUGGGAUCGACUGGUGGCUGAGAAUCCCAUCCUGCGAACGCGCAUCGUUCCGGGACUUAGCGCUGGACCGCAGUCCCUGCAGGUGGUUGUCAAGGAAGGUGUUCAAUGGCGCACCGGCGCUUCUGUCGAUGCGUACCGGCUUGAGGAUGACAAAACUACAAUGUCCCUGGGUGGUCCGUUGGCGCGCUACGGGAUGGUGGAGUCGCGAUCUUCCAACGGAGACAACGCCGUCUUCUUCGUCUGGACGAUCCACCACGCCCUUUUCGACGGUUGGAGCAGGCAGACUCUUUUGAGUCAGCUCCAGCACCUAUACAUGCACGAUGAGCUGGCUGCUCCCGUCGUGCCGUACAAUCGCUUCAUGAGAUACCUCUCCCAGUCCCCGUUUGAGAAAGUUGAAGCGUUCUGGAAAGACCAGCUUCAGGGUAACGUGCCGCGGAGCUACCCUGCACUACCAUCACCAGCGUAUCUACCACGGCCCAACGCAAAGAUGCAGGCGUUUGUGCGGAUGGACAUGGAUAAUGCGAAGAUUGGUGGGUGGGAUAUGCCACUGUCUGUAAUGCUUCGUGCCGCUUGGGCAGUUGUUAUGGCGACGUACUCGGGGUCCGAUGAUGUUUUAUUCGCCUCAACACUCUCUGGUCGCAGUGCACCUGUGGCAGGCAUAUCAGAUAUCACAGGUCCGACGAUGACCACUGUGCCCAUCAGAAUCACAAUUGAUCGGCAAGGCUCCGCGCUGGAUUUCGUGCGUGCCGUAAACGAACAGGCGACGAGAAUGAUUGCUUUCGAGCAGACGGGUUUGCAGGAUAUCCGUCGUCUGGUUGGCAAGGCCGACGACGCGCUCGGUCUCGGUCUCACCACCAACUUCCUUGUGCAGCCGGCAGAAGCCGAGUCGCAAGAGUCGGCGCUCAUGGUCUCGGAGCGUGAUGGUGCGGCUACCCUAGAUUUUGAGGCAUACCUGCUUAUCCUCGAGUGCUGCGUGGAGUCGACCGGCGUGACGCUCAAGGUCCAGUACGACGACAAUGUUGUCAAUGUAAAACGUGUCGAAUCGUACCUGUCGCAAUACCAGCACGUCCUGGCGCAGCUUACAUCUGCUGGGCAGCAACAGACAGAGCCAGUAGUGCCAGUGGGCUCUUUGUUCUCGGCGGGCCCACAGGACAUGGAGCGUCUGCUGGAAUGGAACAAAGAGGUACCGCCAGCUCUGGAGGAGUGUAUCCAUCAAAUUGUACAAAAUCAGGCCGACUUACAACCUGAUGCCCCCGCCAUCUGUUCCCGAGAUCUCAAUCUCACAUAUCGUGAGCUGGAUGAACUUGCUGCUAAGCUUGCGGGCCAGCUGGUCGACCUUGGAGUGGCAGCCGAAGUCAACGUCCCACUCUGUCUCGAAAAAUCAGCAUGGGCUAUUGUCGCCGAGCUAGCUGUGCUAAAAGCCGGAGGCGUCUGCGUGCCGCUGGAUCCCGCGCGCCCGGCCGUCCAGAACGAGGCGAUCCUCCGCAACGUCCGACCGGUGAUCAUCCUCGCUAGCCCACAGCACGAGGAACUCUUCCGCAACAGCUCAUGCAAUGUCUUGCCAAUUGACGAUACUCUGCAGAGGAAGCUUCAGAAUGCGCAACCGUUCCGGCGCGGGGUCGCGACGCCUGGGAACAAUGCCUUCAUUAUUCAUACUUCCGGUAGUACCGGCGUGCCAAAGGGCGUUGUUCUGCAACACAAGGCACUCGCAACAUCCUGCCGAGCACACGGCGAGGCCUUUGGACUAGGCCCUCAGUCUCGCGUUGUGCAGUUCGCAGCGUACACAUUCGAUGCGUCCAUUCAGGACAUAUUUACCACUUUACAGCAGGGCGGGUGCGUGUGUGUCAUAUCUGACUAUGAGCGCAUGAACAAUCUAUCAGCAGGAAUCAACCGGACACAAGCCAAUUUCGCCAAUUUAACCUCAACUGUGGCUGCUCUCUUGCGUCCUGACCAUGUGCCUACCCUCAAGACCAUCAUCUUGGCUGGCGAACCUGUCCGGCCUGAGGUUGUUGCGCUGUGGGGUAACCGUCACGACGUCAAGCUGCUCAACUCGUACGGACCUUCAGAAUGCUCAAUCAAUUCAUCCUGCAGUCCCCCGAUAGAGGACGCGGCAUACGCUUCGAACAUCGGAGGACCGCUCGCCAACUUGUUCUGGGUGGUAGACCCCACAGACAGCGACAGACUAUGCCCGCUUGGCGCCGUCGGCGAGCUACUCAUCGAGGGCCCCAUACUGGCACGUGGAUACCUGCACGAUGAAGCCAAGACGAGGAGCUCGUUUAUCUACGACCCGGCAUGGAUCCGGCAGUACGGUCUCGGCGCUGGGCGCCGCAUGUUCAAAACGGGCGACCUAGUCAGGUACAAUGACGACCGGGGGUCGCUUACCUACAUUGGGCGAAAAGAUACUCAGGUCAAGAUCCGCGGUCAACGUGUUGAGAUUGGUGAGAUUCAGCACCAGUUGCAUCGCCUCGUGCCUACGGCCAAGACUGUCGCUGUCGAACUGAUCCACCACCCGUCACAUCCCGAACGGCACAUUUUGGCUGCAUUCGUGGCCCUGGAGGACACCGCGGAUCAAGACCGUGAGAAUGGCGACGAGGAUAUUGCUAAUGGAGCCCGGGCUCUGUCGCUCACGGACUCGCUGCGACGGCGAUUCUCGGAAGUGUACGGUGCGCUUGGUUCUGUCCUGCCACACUACAUGGUCCCAUCCGUCUAUGUACCUGUCAACAAGAUGCCCGAGAACGCAUCCCGGAAGCUGGACCGCAGACAGCUACGCUCCAUGCUUGAGUCGAUGAGCGAGAUCCAAAUCGCCUCGCACAGCCUCGCGGGCGGUAACGGCGUCGUCAAGGUGGCGCCAUCAACAGUCAUGGAAAAGAGGCUUCAAAGUCUCUGGGCCCGCAUCCUGGGCAUGUCCUCGCCUGAUGUAAUCGGAGCCACGGACAACUUCUUCCAUCUUGGAGGAGACUCGGUAGCGGCAAUGCGUCUUGUUUCGCUCGCCCGAGACGAUGGGGAUGUCUCCAUCACUGUCAGUGUCGCGCAGAUUUUCGAGUAUCCCAUCCUUCAAGACUUAUCUAGGGAGCUCGAAGGAGCAAUGGAGGCGACACCGGAAGUGGCCUCGGUCAAUGGAGUGAGCGUACCCGAACCCUUUGCGCUUUGGGCUGAGGAGCCGACGAAACGACCUACGCGCCUCCAAGAGAUCGCAGCAAAGUGCGGCGUCCUGGCCGACGACAUUGAAGAUGUCUAUCCUUGCACGCCGCUCCAGGAGGGUCUCAUGGCGGUGACGGCCUUCCAAGCCAAGGCAUAUGUACGCCGUAGCUCUCACAUAAUCCCCGACGCUAUUAAGACGAGUCAGCUUGAAGCGGCGUGGCGAAGCGCUGUAAGGACAUAUGCGAUUCUGCGAACGCGAAUUGUUCCCGUGGGCUUCAAGGACGCCAAGUCUCUCCAGGUCGUCAUCAGGAACCAGGACUGCCAGAUGCGUUGCCGCACACUCGCCGAGUUCAAGCAGGCGGACGCUCUCGAGGACAUUUCCCACGGCAAAGCGCUGUUCAGGUACGCUAUUGUCGUGGACGAGGACAGUGGCGACCGUCACUUCGUUUGGACGGUUCAUCACGCCGUAUAUGACGGUCGGAGCUUUCAGCUACUUUGGAAACAAGUCGACGAGCUCUUCUACCACGGCCUGCAGCCCCCUGUUAUUCCAUUCAAUCUCUACAUCCAGUACAUCGAGAACUCGAGCGUCGAGGCCGAGACAGCCUACUGGCGCGCUCAGUUAUCGAUUGCAGAGCAGCAGCCAGUGACCUACCCGUCGGGUCUACACUCCGCCUACAUCCCGCGAACGACGAUGCGGGUGACGAAGCGAACUCGCGUGGCCGACCCUGCUACUACGGAGCUCUCGGCAUCGCACGCGACCGUCAUGCGGAGCGCGUGGGCUAUCGCCGUGUCAAACUUCAGCGGCUCACGCGACAUCAUCCUUGCCGAGGCCCUGUCCGGUCGCACCGCCCCCGUCCCCGGCAUCGAAGACAUGGUCGCACCCACCAUCACCACUGUGCCUCUCCGCGUACGCCUGCAACCAGCACAGCGCGCGGUCGACUACGUAGCGGACAUCCAUCGACAGACAGUCGCCAUGAUGCCCUUUGAACACUGCGGUCUGCAGCGGAUCCAAGCCAUGGUGGAUAAGAAGCUUGAUCUCGGGCACCUGUUCGUGGUGCAGCCACUGUCGCGCGAUGAGAUGGCGGCCAAGAUCCCCCAGUACCAGGAGGUGACGCCCAUUGAGGACGGAGUCGAUGGGUUUGACUCGUAUGCGCUUGUGGUGGAGUGCAAUAUUGCCGCUACUGGCGGCGACGUCCUCAUCGAAGCAAGAUUUGACGAGUCCGUCUUGGACGUGGAGCAGGUCUCGCGUCUCGUCGAUCAUUUCUUCCACGUACUCUCGAACCUUCUCGGCACCACCGGCAAUAAUAAAGACGCCUCGGUCGCUGAACUUGGUGUGGCGUCACAGCAAGAUGUCCGCCAGAUCGUCGAGCGGCAGGCUUCUGUCGACUUGACGCGCGUUGACACUACGGCGAAUGGGCUGUUCGAACAACAGGCUGCACGCUCGCCUGAUCAGCUCGCCGUUGACGCUUGGGACGGCAAGCUCACUUAUCACCAGCUUAAUCAAGUAUCAUCCCGUCUGGCGGUUCGGCUCCGGCUCGCUGGUGUCAAGAUUGGGGAUCGAGUUGCUUUGCAUUUUGACAAAUCGAAAUGGGCUAUUGUCUCAAUGUUAGCCACUCUGAAAGCCGGGGGAGUAUUUGUUCAACUGUCACCGAAGCAUCCCGAAAGCCGCAUCAAGGCAAUCAUCCAGAACAGCGGAGCUUGUAUAGUACUGACAUCCGAGAAUCACACGUCGAGACUCGGUGGUCUUGUCGACCAAGUCAUGGUGCCUGAUGAUUCACUAUUUGCGAUUGAAAGGGAAGAGUUUGGCAGCGCUUCAAUCAACGGCAACGCAUCUCUCUCCGUGGGUUCUGGUGGUGCCGCUUGUGUAAUUUACACCUCCGGAAGCACAGGCACCCCCAAGGGCGUCGUGAUGGAGCAUGGCGCUCUUGCUACGGGCAUGAAGACACUUGGCGAAUCCUAUGGUAUUAAAAGCAAUACCCGCGUCUUCCAGUUCGCCGCCUACGUUUUCGAUGUGCAUCUCCAAGAUAUAUUCGCCACGUUAUGUGCAGGCGGCUGUCUCUGCAUCGCCUCGGAAAGUCAACUGACGGACAGUUUAACCUAUGCCAUUCGUGAUGCGCACGUAGAUAUCAUUCACUUGACGUCUACAGUCGCGGGAAUUCUUGAUCCGACAGCUCUACCGUCGCUUCGUACGCUGAUACUAUCUGGUGAACUCAUUAAAGGAGACGUCAUCACUCGAUGGGCGCCGCACGUUAAGAUCAUCACCGCCUACGGCCCUUCGGAAUGUGGCUUGAACACGGCUUUGAACACGAGCGUAAUGCACGCGAGAGACGCGACCAAUGUUGGUCAUGGAAUCAAGUCUAAGCUCUACAUCGUGAACAGAAAUGAUCCAGAUUCGCUCGCGCCCAUCGGAUGUGUCGGUGAGAUUGUAGCAGAGGGUCCUCUUCUCUCCCGAGAGUACCUGCAAGAUCCGGACAUGACAAAGGCGAGCUUCAUCGAGAACCCUCGCUGGACGACGCAGGCUGGACUCGGACCGGCUAUGGGGAGACGACUGUUCCUCACCGGAGACCUCGGGCGCUACAACCGCGAUGGUUCGCUCACCUAUCUCGGCCGCAAGGAUACUCAAGUCAAAAUCCACGGACAGCGGGUCGAAUUGGGCGAGAUUGAGGAAAAGGUGCAGCAGCUUCUACCCCCAUUCUUGUCCAGAGACAAAGGAGUGGCUGUCGAAGUGGUUGAGACAGCGUCUCCUCUGCCGGGUCAUACAUUGACGGUCUUUUUUGAAGCCGAAGCAGCCAAUCUAGGUGGCAUACUUCGGACAGAGCAGCCAAUCUUGCCACUGCUACCUUGGCUGCGUGCUCUGCUAUUGGACCUGCAGUCCUCGUUGGGCGAGCAGCUCCCACAGUACAUGGUGCCGGCAGCCUAUGUGCCCCUUCAGCGAUUACCUGUCAACACGUCAGGGAAGCUGGACCGUAGAGGGCUGCGGGAGAUAGCUAGGAUCUUCACCCAAGACGAGUGGGCACGUUACAGACUGAUUGACGACGUCAAGCAGUUGCCCUCAAACGGCAUGCAGAAGCAGCUCCAGGCGUUGUGGAGUCGGAUACUAGGCGUGGAGGCUUCAUCGAUAGGCGCUGGAGAUAGCUUCCUUGCACUCGGGGGUGACUCUGUUUCUGCGAUGCGGUUAGUGGCCGCCUGCGAACAGGAGGGUUUGCUUCUCUCGGUGGCCAACGUGCUCCGGCACCCCAAGCUGCGGGACAUGGCCGAGACAAUCACUGCCGCGGAGGCCAAAACGGAGCCGGUAGGUACCGGGAGCCGUCUUCCUGCGUCUGGCAACAUCGAACCUUUUGCACUGUGGAACGUGCAAGAAGAGGCACGACCGAUGCGCCUUGAGGAGCUCGCACUGCAGUGUGAUGUGUCCACGGACCAGAUCGAAGACGUUUACCCGUGCACACCGCUCCAGGAAGGGCUGCUGGCCAUUACGGCAUACCAGACGGGUUCUUACACGAACAGGCUCGUGUAUGACCUUCCUAGCACCGUCGAUAUUAAACGCUUCAUGCGCGUGUGGCAGCGUAUGGCACGCUCGCAUCCAAUCUUGCGCACACGCAUUGUUCCCAGUGGCGGCGGUGGCGACCAUUCGUCCUUGUCGACAGGGGCCGUUCAGGUGGUGGUCGACGAUGACUUGGAAUGGACUCGCUCGACUGGCAAGGGCACCCUCUCAAACUACUUGGAAGAGGACGAGACCAUCGGAUUCUCGCCGGGUAGUCCUCUUGCACGCUAUGCCCUCGCCCGUGAAACUACGACAUCCAGCUGGACGUUCGUGUGGACUGUACACCAUGCCAUAUAUGAUGGCUGGACGAUGAAGCUGUUGCUCGAAGAUAUGGAGAAGCGAUACCAGCAGCAGCAAGCCAACACCACCACUCCGUACAGCCACUUCAUCCGUCAUUUGGCCAGUGUUGAUCAGCGGGCUGCCCACGACUUCUGGUCCGCCCAACUCGGGGGCGAAGGCGAAGGUCCCUCCGAUUUUCCUGCGCUGCCGAACGCCAAUUAUAAGCCUCAGCCCAGCUCGGAGUUGAACCGCGAGAUACUGGCUUCUAUCGAUCAGAAAACGUUGCGAUCACUGGGUGUGCCCUUGCCGUCAAUCCUGCGCGCCGUAUGGGGCUUGGUCCUCGCAUCUCAUCUCGGCUCAGAGGAUGUGCUCUUCGCCAUGGUUCUGGCGGGUAGGAGUGCGCCGGUGCAGGGCAUGACCGGUAUAGUUGGACCUACCAUCACGACCGUCCCGAUGCGCAUGAAGAUUAAGAAGAGCACUACUACUCUACGUGACUACCUCGAUCAAACGUACCAGCAGGACAUUGACAUGAUUCCAUUCGAACAUACGGGCCUCCAGAACAUCCGCCACAUGCUGUCAUCAGAAAAUGGAGGAAGACGGGCUGAGCCAGCGCAUAUCUUCAUUGUUCAACCUGCUGUAGAGCAGGAACAGCAGCCAGCUGGAGCACUGCUUACACUACGCAGGCAGCAUCAACAGCAGCAAUCAGGCUCGGCGACGAACGCAAACGCCCCUGCUUUUGGAUCGCAUGCCCUUGUGAUAGAGUGCAAUAUGACGGGAAAAAAUGGCGUCUCAUGCCAUGCUCUCUUUGACGAGGCUGUGCUUCCCCAUCGCGAGGUAGAGAUGCUGCUCCAACGGUACGAGUCAGCGUUGACACGGGUCACGGAUGCCGAUGCGGAUCACCAGCUCCAGAUCAGCCGCCUUACGAGCGCCACUCCCAGCGACCUGGAGCAGAUCGUGGCUUGGAAUCGCCAACUGGCCGGUGACGAUGAGGCUGUCGAGGACUGCAUACAUCAUGUUAUCGCGAGACAGGCUGUAGCCCAGCCUGACGUAUCUGCGGUGUGUGCUUGGGACGGCGAUUUCAGCUAUGCUGAGCUUGACCGACUGGCUACUUCUCUGGUGCCUAGAUUGCACAGAAUAGGCUUCAAACCUGGCGAUGAGUCAAAAGCGGCCUUUUGUCUCAACAAGUCCAAAUACACGGUUGUGGUGUUGCUCGCUGUGCUUAAAGCCGGAGGCGUGUGCGUGCCUCUCAACCCCAGCUGGCCGGCACAGCAGUAUGAGGCUAUUCUUGGAGACGUCAAACCAAAGCUCAUCCUCUCCAGUCCUCAAUACCUUGCCAAGUUGCAGAGUCCCGGCCAAAGCCAGAGCUGCCAAGUCUGGACGGUUGAUGAGGCACUGUUCAACCAGGCUACAGCCGCCGACGAGAGUCCCUCAGCGGCUCAUUUGUCGAUGAUCGAGGAGUCCAAACCCGCUCAUGUAGCAUAUAUCAUUUACACGAGCGGAAGCACGGGCGUGCCGAAGGGCGUUAUGCUCGAGCACCGGUCCCUGUGCACAACUGCCGAUCAGUGGGGGCCAAAAUUUGGCAUCCACCCUGGCUCAAGGAUCCUUCAAUUCGCGGCCUAUACUUUCGACAGUAGCGUAUUCGAGAUGUUCAUUACCCUUCAGCGGGGAGGAACCCUCUGUAUCCCUUCCGACGAAGAACGUGUCAACAAUGUGGCCGCCGCCGUGCAACGUAUGCAGGUCAGCACGGCCUUCCUGACAAACACAGUCGCCAGUCUCAUACCACCCUCAGAGGUGCCAUCGCUGCGAACGCUGACGCUGGUUGGCGAGCUUGCGAGCCUGAGCACUGUGGAAUCGUGGUCGAAAUCCAAGGACUUCCGCCUCAUGAACGGCUACGGGCCUUCUGAGUGUUCAGUCUGCGUCACUGCUAACCAGCGUCUUGAACCACACGCUAUUGCGAAUGUCGGUUUCGGCUUGAUUGGAUCACUCUGGAUCGUCAGUCCAGACGACCACCACCACUUGCUUCCUAUCGGAGCGCAGGGUGAGCUGCUGGUCGAGGGCCCGCUUUUGGCACGAGGAUACUUCAAUGAUAGCCGAAGAACGGACGAGGUGUUCAUCAGGUCGCCGGAAUGGGCCGAGACGUGUGGCUACUUUCCAGCACAGCAUGCUACACGCUUCUACAAGACGGGUGAUCUCGUCAAGUACAACGAUGAUGGGUCCCUCACCUAUAUCGGGCGUAAAGACAACCAAGUCAAGAUUCACGGGCAGCGCGUGGAGCUGGGCGACAUAGAGACAAGAAUACGGCGCGUUUUGCCAAAGGCGCUGCCUGGCGCUGGCGAUGUGGCCGUAGUAAUGGCUGCGCAGGACUCUGAAUCGACAUCUGGAUCGAUAUCGGGAUCAAGUCCUACAACUCGACGCGUGCAUGCCUUCAUUUCUAUGUCUGGCGAACGGGAUGCAAGCACGCCCAAUGCGAAAGAUUGGGCAGAGUCAGCUCUAUUGCCCAUGUCUACCAAAGUCGUGGCCCAGUUUGCCAACCUCCAGCAUGAGCUGAUCGAGGACCUUCCUCAGUACAUGAUGCCAUCUCUAUUUGUGCCAGUACGGUCGCUUCCUAAGAACGCAUCACUCAAAAUAGACAGGAAGCAGCUUGUACCUCUGGCCAGCAAAUUCACAGUGGACCAGGUGGCCAUGUACAGUCUUGCAAACACGAUCAAGAGAGCGCCCUCGACUCGUACGGAGACGCUCCUGCGCCAGCUCUGGUCGCAGGUUCUCGAUAGAGAUCCUGAGACCAUCUACAUAGACGACAACUUUUUCCAGUCGGGCGGCGACUCAGUGUCGGCCAUGCGCCUUGCUUCAACCUGUCAGCGCGGGGACCCAGACAUGGCUUUGACCGUCGCCGACAUCUUCCAACACCCUAGGCUUAGCAAGCUGGCCAAAGCAAUAGAUGAGCGGCAGGGUGUCAUGAGUGCUACGACCGAAGACGAUCAGAACGAUGAUGAGCCAAUUGUUCCCUUCAGCCUUUGGGAGGCAUACGCGGACCCACAAGACAGGAACGGCCAGAUGGACCUUAUAGCCCAACAGUGCGGCAUUGCUCGAGACGACAUCGAGGACAUUUACCCCUGCACUCCUUUACAAGAAGGUCUCAUGGCCAUCACCGCCCGUCAGAACAGCGCCUACGUCGGCAGAGGCUCCUACCGUCUACCGGCUCACAUAGACAGGGCCAAGUUCGCUGACGCGUGGGAGCGUGCAAUCGCCUUCCACCCGAUUCUCAGGACUCGCAUCGUCUUGUCAAAUGUCGCAUCGCAAUUCUCCAGGCCCAUGCAAAUUGUUGCUCGCGAGGGAUGCAGUGGCGGUGGUACGAGCGGUUACUUGGACUGCCGCACGAUGUCCGAGUACGAGGAGCUGGAUCGAUCGGACCGGAUGCUCUACAAUAGGCCACUCUUCCGAUGUGCCAUUGUCGUUGACGACAAAGACCAGGACCAAUAUACCUUCGUCUGGACUGCUCACCAUGCCAUCUAUGACGGCUGGAGCUUCCAAUUGUUGUUCCAGCAGAUUGAGGAUGUCUUCUAUCACGGCUCAAAGCCCGCACAGCCAUCGCCGUAUAAUCAGUUUAUUAAGUAUCUUAACGGGAAUAGCCAUGAGGAGACGGCCAGGUUUUGGCAGGCGCAGCUUGAAGGUACGCUGCCUGAGAGCUUGCCUGCCGAUCUUCCUGUACGGUACCAGGCAAGACCGAACACGCGCCUCGUGCGACAAGCCCAAUUGAAUGCAUCAUCAACCGUUUCGCUCGCUACAGUCCUUCGAGCGGCUUGGGCUAUUACCUUGGCCAACUUCAGCAACUCAGAAGAUGUGUUGUUUGCCGAGGCCUUAUCAGGCCGAAAUGCCCCAGUCCGUGGAAUUACAGAGUUAGUUGCCCCGACCAUUACGACGGUGCCGGUGCGAGUGCGCGCCAGUUCCGAGCAGAGACUCAGUGAUCUCCUCAAUGCGAUCAAUCAGCAAACUAUUGACAUGAUGCCCUUCGAACAUACUGGACUACUCGCGAUCCAAGAGAUGACAGCCAAAAAGCUGCAACUGAACCAUCUCUUCCUCAUUCAGCCACGAGCCCAGCCACACUCUGGCGGCAGUCAAGAUGAGAUGGCCACGCAGCAAAGGGAUUUCGACUCGUUCCCGCUGCUGGUGGAAUGUGGUGUCCACGACGAAGGCGCUAAUGUCGAGGCCCGCUUCGAUGAGAAAGUCGUGUCCAGUGCGUACGUUGCCCGACUCAUCGACAAUUUUUGCCACAUUGCUGCACGCAUCAGUGCCAGUACCUCAAACACCAAUGGAGCGGAUGUCACUGUCGGAAGUGUCAGUGAACCCAGCCCAAGAGACACCCAACAGAUUCUCGAAUGGAACUCCAACGACUACAUGAGCAUGGUGCCAUCUUACAAGACCGUCCAUGUUAUGGUCUCCGCAUCAGCCAGCAAGUACCCCGACCUGGUGGCCGUUGACUCAUGGGAUGGCAGUUUCAGUUACAGGGAACUGGACCUAGUGACGUCGAAGCUUGCGGGUUACCUCGUCAGCGAGUUUGGAGUCAAGAUCGAGGAUAAGAUCGGCCUAUAUUUUGACAAGUCGAAGUGGGCGGUGGUUUCGAUGAUUUCAGUGCUCAAAGCUGGAGGCGCUUUUGUGCAUUUGAGCCCUAAGCAUCCGACGGCUCGAACUACGGCUAUACUGCGCGGCAGCGGUAUCGACCUUGUUCUCACCUGCAAAGCAUACAGACCAAAGUUGUUGGAACACGAACUUGCGGAACACGUUCUUGUGGUUAAUGAAUCCACUAUUACUGGAAUCGGAACCUACCCUGAGUCCCUUCUGGAUAUCAAAGUUCAGUCCGGUAACGUGGCCUCCGUCAUCUACACAUCCGGCAGUACAGGCAUCCCGAAAGGCGUCGUGCUUGAUCAUCGAGCUCUAAUGCUGGCUAUUGACGUCCAAGGCCCGGCAUUUGGCAUCCAGCACGGCACACGCGUCUUCCAGUUCGCGUCGUAUCUCUUCGAUGUCAGCUUCCAAGACGUCUUCAUCCCGCUUAGUGUCGGUGGAACCAUCUGUAUUGCGUCUGAAGACCAGCUGAUGAACGAUCUCGCGGGGUCCAUCCGCAGAACCAACGCCGACUUCAUCAACGUCACGCCCACGGUCGCUGCGCUUCUACGGCCGAAUAGCGUCCCUAGAAUCAACAAGCUUGCUCUGGCCGGUGAGGCUGUAACUCCGGACCUCGUUGAAACAUGGGCGCCCUUUGCGCGUGUCAUGAAUGCCUACGGACCCGUCGAGUGCGGAAUGAACACCUCUUUCAACCCAUCCAUGCAAAUGCCGCGUCGCACGCAAGCUGCCAACAUUGGCAACGGUAUUGCCACAACAUUGUGGCUCAACAAGCCAGGCGACACCGAUGUCUUGGUACCCAUUGGCUGUAUCGGUGAGAUUCUCGCCGAGGGCCCACUGCUGUCCAGAGGAUAUCUCAAUGAUGAAGUGCGGACCAACAGUGCCUUCAUAAAUGACCCGGCUUGGGUGGCCAAGUAUGGCCUGAGCUCCGGCAGACGACUUUACAAGACUGGUGACUUGGCGCGCUACGAGGAGGAUGGGACGCUGGUCUACCUUGGCCGUAAAGACACCCAGGUUAAGAUCAACGGACAACGCGUUGAAAUUGGCGAGAUUGAGCAGCACGUCAAGGACCUUUUGAUGCCAGAAACCAUAUCCGCCUCAACCUCCGAGCAAACUACUGGCGCUACUGCCGCUGUAGAACUCGUUCAAGUCUCAGACUCUGUAUCUGAGGUUUCCAGGCGAGUACUUGCGGCAUUCAUUCAAACAUCGCAGAAACCCUCGGAUACCGAGAGCAGCGGAUAUCCGGCUGACAACGAAUGUGUUCUCCUGCCUCUUUCAAAGCCGCUUCACUCGCGGUUCCGUGCACUCCAGGACUCGCUUGGUAACGUCCUCCCGCAACACAUGAUCCCCUCAAUCUACCUACCAGUCUCAUAUAUAUCCACCAACACAUCUGGUAAACUCGACCGUGUCCGGCUGCGAAAUCUCGCCAAGAGUCUCUCCGAGGCCCAAAUUUCAAUGUACAGCUUGUUUGGCGUGGCCAAGGUACCGCCGGCCUCUCCGAUAGAGAGACGGAUGCAACGCCUCUGGAGCCGGGUCAUGACGGUGGAAGAAAGUGCGAUUGGAGCGACCGAUAAUUUCUUCCAGCUUGGUGGUGACUCUGUUUCGGCUAUGAGGCUUGUGGCAGCCUGCCAGGAGGAGGGACUGGCAUUGACUGUGAGCGAUAUCUUUGAGCGGCCCCAGCUUCGAGAUGUGGCCAGGUCGGUAACAAUCAUUGACGAGUCUGAUCACCAUAAUGACGAGGAGAAUGAUCCGCUGUUCAGUCUAUGUCCAUGGCAAGAGAGCACGGAGACUCCCGCCGAAGCUACCAAAAUGAUCGCUUCACUUUGCGGUGUGUCGCCAGAUCGGAUUCAAGACAUCUACCCUUGCACUCCCCUACAAGAAGGACUGAUGGCCAUCACGAUGAGGAAGGCGGGGGCUUACACCAAUAGGAUGGUCUAUAAGCUGCCCGAGUCCAUCGAUCUGGACCGUUUCAUUGCGGCGUGGGGCCAAGUAGCUACUGCUCACCCGAUCCUUAGGACAAGGAUCGUCGUUGAUACAAUGGCCACUGGUGGUGCGGAUACAAAGCUAUACCAAGCCGUAAUUGACAAGCCGAUCGACUGGCAAAAGCCAAGUAGCAUCACGGAGUAUGUUUCUGCCGACGAAAGUCACCCGUUCUCUUACGGCGAUCCUCUUUCGCGAUUUGCUCUCGUUUCGGAAGGCAAGGGCGGCUCCAAUCACUUUGUGUGGACAGUUCACCAUGCUGCAUACGAUGGCUGGACACUCAAGUUGGUCCUGGAUGACCUCGCAAGUGCGUACCACGGAAGCGAGCCAAGCAGGGCGGUGCCGUUCAAACGAUUCAUCCGCCACCUGAUUACGAACAGCGAGACCACAGCCACCGACUCUUUCUGGACGUCGCAGCUCAAGGGACAAACGCCUUCAAGUUUCCCCCGCUUGCCAUCGGCCACCUACCAACCACGGGCUCGGCAGCAGCUUUGUCACCAUCUGUGGAGCUUUGACACCAAGGGGCUCAUGGAGCUUGCCACACCCCUACCGACCAUUUUGCGCGCUGUCUGGGGAUUGGUUGUGGCCGCGCAUACCGGCUUCGAAGACAUCAUCUUCGCGGAGACGCUUUCGGGACGUAACGCACCUGUGAAUGGCAUCGAUAAGAUCGCUGCUCCGCUGAUGACGACUGUGCCAGUGCGUAUGAGCCUAGACACCCAGCAGACCAUGAGGUCAUAUCUUGCUGCCAUCUACCAGCAGGACGUGGCGUUUAUUCAAUUCCAGCACACCGGCCUGCAGAACAUCCAGGAGAUCAUGCGGAGACAUGACAUGAUGGACCGACUGGACAUGAAUCACUUGUUUGUCAUCCAGCCCGAGGUUCAGCUCGACCAAGAGGAGCAAUCGCUCGGCAUGGAGGCACAGAAGGCGCCCGCACUGGUUGACUUUGGAUCUUACGCUCUGGUCAUUGAGUGUAAUACCAGGGCCAAUUCAGAGAUCGCCGUGAACUUCACCUAUGAUGAUGCCGUGUUGAGUUCAACCGAGAUCAACACUCUCUUCGAACGAUUCCAGUUCCUCCUUUCCUCCAUCUUGGCCGCGGUCCACGAAGAGACAAAGAUCAGCCACUUGCUGGCCGCAACACCAACCGACGUGCGUCGUAUUCUGUCUUGGACCAACGCACUGCCUACCACAGAGCCUAUAAACUCCUGCAUCCAUCAUAUUUUCCGGGAUCAGGCACUUCUUCGUCCAGAAGCUGUCGCACUACGCUCUUGGGACGGUGAUCUGACUUACAAGCAACUCGACCAGUUCUCGACGACGCUAGCGUUUGAUCUCCAGGAAAUGGGCGUCGAGCCUGAGGUGAACGUUCCUCUGCACUUUGAGAAGUCAACAUGGGCAAUUGUGGCGCAACUGGCCGUGCUUAAAGCGGGCGGUACAUGUGUCCCGCUGAACCCGGCAUGGCCAAAGGCCCGCAACGACGCCAUCAUCACGCAGACCAGGGCUUCAGUCAUUCUCGUCUACUCGGACAUGGAUGACGACACAGCGUUCUCUGAAAGCGAUCAAUUUGUUACCAUCACCGUAGGAGAAGCAUUAUUCGAGCAAAGACAAGAGCGCAAGACGACUCGAGAGGACCGGACCAUGAUAUCACAAGCCAGGUCUAAUAACGCCGCUUUUAUUAUCUACACUUCUGGCACUACGGGAACUGCUAAGGGCGUUAUCUUGGAGCACAAGUCAUUGGUUACCACUGCGGCAGCUCACGGCGCAGCCUACGGUAUCGGUCCGACCACUCGAGUUGGACAGUUUGCCGCCUACACCUUCGACGCCAGUGUCUCUGAGAUCUUUACCACGCUCCAACGCGGUGGCACCGUGUGCACCAUGUCAGAGCACGACAGGGCCAAUAACUUAUCGGCCGCUCUGCGUGAUAUGCGAGUCAAUUUCCUUGCUGUCACGGACACGGUCGCGAAACUCCUCGACCCCGCGAACCUACCUUUCGUACAGACGCUGAUCUUGGUGGGCGAGAGACCAAGCGAUGCUGUUGUGACACGAUGGCAGCAGCAUUGUGGUACCCUUAUGAACGGCUAUGGGCCCACGGAAUGUUCGAUUGCUGCCACUUGUAACCCCAAGCUUGCCGUAGGACAGACGAACAAUAUUGGGCGUGUUUUGAGCGGAGCCAUUUGGCUGGUCAAUCCCCAGGACCACAACUUGCUACAGCCGACCGGGAGCAUCGGCGAAAUCUUGAUUGAAGGUCCCCUGGUAGCAAGAGGCUACCUCGACGAUGACCUCAAGACUGCUGCGGCUUUCAUUGAGGACCCCGACUGGGUCCGAUUGCACAAUCUGCCGACCGGCAAGCGGUUGUAUAAAACAGGUGACCUCGCACGUUACGAUACGGAUGGAUCCCUCAUCUAUCUCGGUCGUAAGGACAACCAGGUCAAGAUACGUGGGCAGAGAGUGGAACUCAGCGAGAUCGAGCAGUGUCUUACUAAGGUUCUUCCACAAAGCCGGGUCGCGUCGAGCGGUGUGGCCGUCGAGCUUGCCACAGUCUCGGAUCGGCCCGUGCUUGCGGCCUUCAUGGCUGAACUUGUUGAAGCGAGGCCUUACGAGGGAGGACGCGAAGGAGACGAUGCAGAACACCAAAAGGACCAUGAGAACGGUCUCGUCUUACCGCUAUCUGGUUGCAUCCGGGAUCGUCUGCUAGACGUGCAGUCAUCCUUGGGAGAUGUGCUGCCCCGGUACAUGAUUCCCUCGGUAUUCAUUCCAGUCCGCACGCUGCCUAGUAACGUUUCAGGAAAGCUGGAUCGGACAGCGCUUCGCCAUGCCCUUUCACGUCUAUCGGCAGAGGAACUUGUAUCGUACAGCCUCGUCGGCGCGACAAAGCAGGCACCUUCCACGGACCUGGAGAGGCAACUACAGGGCCUCUGGGCUCGAGUAUUGAGCAUAUCCCGCGAUCAGAUCGGCGCCAGCGACAGCUUCUUCCAAGUAGGUGGAGAUUCUGUAUCGGCUAUGCGCUUGGUAGCCAUGUGUCGUGAGGAGCAACUAGCCAUCAGCGUUGCAGACAUCUUCAAGUAUCCGAAGCUCCGGGAUGUCGCAGCACGAAUGCAUAGCAUGAGUAUCAGCACAAGCGACGAGAAGGAUAUUGAGCCAUUUACAUUGUGGCCAAUCGACGGGUCUGAGGCGCGCGCGGAUCAGCUGGAAGAAGUAGCUCGGCAGUGUGGCCUCUCAGCAAACCAUAUCGAAGAUGUGUAUCCGUGUACGCCGCUUCAAGAGGGUCUCUUGGCCAUCACCAUGCGACAAAACAAGGCAUAUGUGGGACAUGGGUCUAUGAUACUUGCAGAGACCGUCGAUGAGGAUCAAUUGCUCGAUGCCUGGCAUAGUGCUGUGAAAGCGCACCCCAUCCUGAGGACGCGCAUCGUCCCAGUGACGACACACAAUGCCAGGUCUCUGCAAGUUGUCGUCAAGAGCGAGGCAGAAACAGAAAACAUUCAGUCCUCACCUUGCCGUAGUGAAGAAGACUUCAGAUACAUGGUGGAGCGAGAAGCCAUGUCAUACGGCAAGCCGCUUUUCCGCUUCGCUGUCAUCGGGCAGACAUUCAUGUGGGCGGCCCAUCACGCUGUAUACGACGGGUGGACUUUCCAAUUACUGUUCAAACAGGUCGACGAGGUCUUCUCCCGAGGACUCGCUCCCAAGCAGAAGCCGGUACCUUAUAAGCGUUACAUCGACUUCCUGUCGCGCACCAAUCCGGAGGUUGAAGCUGCCUACUGGCGAUCGCAGCUCGGCCAGGGCGAUCCUGUGAGCUUCCCGUCGAACGUAACAUCUUCGUACCAACCACACUCGAACAGCGACCUGCAGAAGAGAUUCACUGCCGCCAUGUCGCCGACCCACAACGUCUCGCUAGCUACUGUCCUUCGCGCCAGUUGGGCCAUGGCCGUCGCCCGGUUCUCGGGCACCGACGACGUUCUCUUCGCUGAGGCGCUGUCGGGUCGGGACGCACCCGUUUCAGGCAUCAUAGAGAUGCUUGGACCAACUAUUACCACGGUGCCGAUGAGGCUACAAGUCCGGCGCAACCAGCCCAUCAUGGACUACCUUGAGUCUGUGCAUGAGAAGAUGAUCGAGAUGAUGCCGUUCCAGCACUCUGGCUUGCAGGCGAUUCAGGCGGCAAUCAGGCCACGACAACUUCAGCCAAAUCACCUGUUUGUCAUGCAGCCACUGCAACAACAGAAUCAGGCUCAACUACCGUCGUCAGCCACAUCCGACCUGCAGGCAAUGCCGGUCUCGCAGCAUGACUUCCACUCCUACCCACUUGUUGUGGAAUGCAGCAUUGAUGGAUCGGAGGUGUUUGUAGAUGUCAAUUACGAUGCCACCAUCUUAUCUCAUCACAUCGUGGACCACCUCACCGACCAAUUUGCGUAUAUCACCACUCAGCUCGCAGCCCUCAGUCAGACGGAAGCCUCUCAAGAGCAACUUGAUGUCGCCCAGUUCAGUGCCGCUAGCCCUCGAGACGUAGAGCAGAUGGUGCACUGGAAUUCUAACAUCCAGCUGCCAUCACCUGAACAAACACUAUACCACAUCGUCGAAGCGCAGAUACACAAGACGCCAGACCUGCUCGCUAUUGACGCGUGGGACGGCCAGCUCACGUAUGCAGAGGUGCAUGACUUGACGGCAAGACUAGCGACUCAUCUCAUUGCCCUCGGUGUGCAAAGGGAGGAUCCGAUAGCCCUUUACUUCGAUAAGUCGAAAUGGGCCCUCAUCGCCAUGAUCGCGGUUCUGAGAGCCGGGGCUGCGUUCGUACAGCUUAGUCCGAAGCAUCCAAUCGGCCGGUCCAAGACGAUUCUGCAAAGUAGUCGAGCUCGUAUCGUGCUUGUCGCAGCCCAGUACGAAGCCAAAUUCCGAGGUGCCAUCGAUCUCCAUCCCUACAAGGACGCGGUCGUCGUCCCAAUUGACCAAGAAUUGUUUGCGACACUUUCUCAGUCAGAUCACGUCGCGCUCCGCGCCGUGACCGCACAGCCGAGCGACGCAGCUGUGAUUAUGUACACAAGCGGCAGUACCGGUGUUCCCAAAGGAUUUGUGCUCCAACACGGAGCACUAUCCGCAGCUGUGGCGGCUAUGGCUACGGCACUCGAUAUCAAACAAGAAACCAGGGUCUUCCAGUUCACUUCGUACGUAUUUGAUGUUCACCUACAAGAUGUCUUCUGUACCUUGUCACGCGGUGGCUGCGUUUGUAUUGCAUCAGAGGCUCAAUUGAUGAACGAACUCGGGAGGACGCUGGCGUCUGCCCGGGCUGACUUGGUGCAGCUGACUCCCACUGUUGCGGGACUAGUUGAACCCGAAUCUGUGCCCGAUUUGAAGACUCUCGUCCUCACUGGCGAGCUGGCCACCCGUGAGACAAUUGCGCACUGGAUGGGACAACUCCAGCUUAUGAACGCCUAUGGCCCAGCCGAGGCCGGUCUUAACACUUCACUCAAUCGAUCAAUUGCACACGAGUCGGAGGGCUCCAACAUUGGUCGAGGCGUUGCUACAAGGCUUUGGCUCGUGGAUUCGGACAACAUCAAUCUCUUGAGCCCAAUUGGCUGCAUCGGUGAGCUGCUGGCAGAGGGUCCGUUGCUUGCUAAAGAGUAUCUUGGCGACGAACAUUUGACCUCUACAAGCUUUGUCACUGACCCAACCUGGGUCAAGACAUACGGGCUGCCCAGUGGGAAACGUAUGUACAAAACGGGCGAUCUCGCUAAAAUCAACGCAGACGGCACAUUCACGUAUCUGGGGCGUAAGGAUACACAAGUCAAGAUCAAUGGUCAACGCAUUGAGCUUGGAGAGAUUGAGCGUCAGCUGCAAGCCGACUUGCAGACGCUUCUUCCCAGUUGUGGUGGUGUGGCAGUGGAGCUUGCGACUACCCGGGACGACGACGACAACAAUAACAACAAGCAGACUCUUGCGGCUUUCAUCGUUAUCAGCGGAGAAAAGGCCGUCGCAACGAAAGGAAAGGAAGACGAAGAGACUAUUCCCCUGUCUGUGAACCACUCAAUGCGUUCCGCUUUGUCAGAUCUGCCAUUCAUGCUGAGGGACCACCUGCCACAUUAUAUGAUCCCUUCAAUGUACAUCCCCAUCACCAAUUUGCCCAAGAAUACCAACGGCAAGCUGGACAGAAAGCGCUUGAGGGAGAUUGCCAAUCACCUGGAUGCACACGACUUCUCUCUGGAGAGUCCCGUCAACGGUCCCAGACUACAGCCAUCAACAGAAAUGGAGCUACAACUGCGAGACAUGUGGUGCCAGGUACUAGGUGUACAGCCUGACUCCGUUGGGACCAACGAUAGCUUCUUCCAGAUGGGGGGUGACUCUGUCGCCGCGAUGCGUCUCGUCGCUGCGUGCGAGAAACAAGGUCUUUGCCUGACUGUGGCAGACAUAUUCGAUCGUCCGCGACUUCGCGACCUUGCCACUGCCGCUCGAGCACCUAAUGAUCUUUCCGCAAGUCACGCUCAGCACCAGAAGCCUCUGGAGCCUUUCAGCCUGUGGGAUAAGCAUACUGUGCACAAUCACCAGCAACAUCUUGCCUCCAUUGCCAGCCAGUGCGGAGUAGAGCCUUCUCAGAUUGAGGACAUCUACAAUUGUACGCCACUUCAAGUCGGCCUGAUGGCCAUCACGAUCAGGCAGCCACAGGCUUACACCAACCGCAUCAUUUACGACAUUCCGGAUUCUGUGCCCACAGAGAAAUUUAUGGCAGCCUGGUCAUUGAACUAUCAACGCCACGCCAUCUUGCGCACUAGGAUCGUUCCCGAUGUCGACCGGGAGUCAAACUUCGUCCAAGUUGUGGUUCGAGAGAAGCUAGAAUGGCAGCAUAGCAUGGACCUCAACGACUACAUCAAGCAUGACCAAGCCCAAGGUUUUACUCAUGGUUCACAGCUCGCUCGCUUCUGCACUGUCAGUGGCCUGGAAGGCGAGCCAAGGAAGUUUGUGUGGACCAUCCAUCACUCAAUCUACGAUGGGUGGACGCUCAAGCUCAUCCUCGAAGACCUUGGUCAACUCUACGAAGGCCACACGCUUCCUCCUUGCGUUCCUUUCAAUGGAUUCGUGCACUAUCUACGCAAUGUAGACAACACAGCCGCCGCGGCAUUCUGGCAUUCUGAACUCGACGGCGAGCUGCCUACGAGCUACCCAGAAUUACCUGCGCCGAACUUCCAGUCCCGUCCGGACAGCUCCGUUGCUCGGGACGUAACCUUACCCCAUGGGGCCAGCCAUCAGUCUAUUCCUAACAUCCUGCAAGCUGCAUGGCCAUUGGCGUUGUCGAUGCACACAACGACCGACGAUGUCAUGUAUGCCAUGACGCUCUCCGGUCGGAACGCGCCCGUCCCGCGCAUUGCAGAGAUGGCCGCCCCGACUAUUACAACAGUACCCGUCAGGAGACGGAUUAACUCGUCCACUACGAUCUCACAAUACCUCUCGGCAACACAUCGCAAGUCCAUCGACAUGAUGCCAUUUGAACACACGGGUCUCCAGAACAUCGACAAGUCCCUCGCACUGAACACCCUUUUUGUUAUCCAGCCAACCAUUCGUGUUGAGCAUGACGAGGAGAAGCAGGAGCGCGAUGACCCUAUGGUUUCAUUGGAUCCAAACGCAGCGCCGCUACAAGGCUUUGACUCGUAUGGCUUGGUGGUGGAGUGUAGUCUCAGCCAACAAGGAGCUCGCAUCGAAGCCAGGUACGACAAGCAAGUCAUCGCCGAGGAACAGAUACAGCAGCUCAUUAGUCAAUUCCAGAGACUGAUUCUUCUGCUACUGACUGAACCUCCCACGACCCGGCUUGUUGACCUUCCCAUGGCAUCCGAGGAGGAUGUGCAGCAGAUAUUGGCUUGGAACAGCGAGGAUGGCACUACCCUGGAGCCAGUAAACGACUGUCUCGAUCAUGCGAUCAGACGACAAGCCCUACAACAGCCGUUGGCUCAGGCCGUCUGCGCGUGGGAUGGUAACUUGUCCUAUCAAGAGCUUGAAUGGCUUGCUACGAAACUGUCCGGUCUUCUUAAGAGUCUCGGCAUCAAGCCUGAGGAUAAGGUUCCUGUGUACUUUGACAAAUCGCUUUGGGCUAUUGUCGCGAUGCUAGCUAUACUUAAGAUUGGGGGCAUAUACGUCCCGCUCAACCCGGCACAUCCACUACAACACAUUGAGGUCAUCAUCGAAGCAGUGGCCGCCUCGGUGGUCCUGACUACAAAAGACAAUGCGCACAAAUUCAAGGACUCGAUUCCUGUGGACUCGGAGCUUCUUGAGUCGCUGUCUCUGCCAACCGCUGAGGAUCAGGAUGGGACUACGGUCACACACAACUCCGACAAUGCAGCUGUGAUUGUAUUCACGUCAGGAACCACUGGAACACCGAAAGGUGUCGUCCUGACCCACUCGUCACUAAGCACUAUGAUGCGUGCUCAAGGUCCAUCAAUGGGCUUUUCCUCAAACACACGAGCCCUUGCCUUUGCAGCCCCUAGCUUCGAUGUCAGCAACAGUGAAGUUUUUACGACCCUCUAUCACGGUGGAUGCGUGUGCAUUCCUUCUGAGCACGAUCGACUCAACGACUUGGCUGGGGCAGUAGCUAGGCUUCAUGCCAAUUGGUUAUUCCUGACCCCAAGUCUAGCUUCGCAAAUCGACCCAGCCUCUGUUCCUGGGUUGCAAUUCCUAGCCCUUGGUGGCGAAGCCAUUACUCAGAGCCUCGUGGACACCUGGGCAAGCAGACUUCACCUACUCAAUAGUUAUGGCCCUUCCGAGGCAAGCAUCUGGACGUCCAUGGCACUCCUGGGCAAGGAGCCGGGUGUUCUCCCAACCAAUAUCGGUAGAGGCCUUGGCUGCAAGCUCUGGGUGGUUGAUCCGUCCAACUACAAUAGGCUAUCGCGCAUCGGCUCUACCGGAGAGCUGCUCAUUGAGGGCCCGAUUCUGGCUCGAGAAUACCUCGACGAUCCCAACCGCACAGAUGAAGCCUUCGUUUUGAACCCUUCCUGGACCAGGCUCGACGUUCAAGGGCAAAAUCAUCGUGAUCAGCAAGCCGCCGACCGCCGUCUCUACAAAACGGGCGAUCUCGUCGCAUACUCGACAGACGGAUCUCUAAUUUACAUGGGUCGCAAGGACACACAGAUCAAGGUGCGUGGCCAGCGCGUGGAGAUCGGCCAAAUUGAAUACCACCUGCAGCGACUCUUGCAGCAAUCUCAAACGGCCAAAGUGGCCGUAGAUCUCGUCUUCUCCAAGCACCAGCCGUCUCGCAAGACUCUGGGCGCCUACAUUGAGGUGGUAAACGAUGAGUGUUCGUCAUCAGCCGAUUCAUUCAACAUCGACGGGGUGAUGAUCCCCUCGGAAGGCUUCCAAAAAGAGAUGCAUCAGCUCCAGACCGCACUUUUGGAUGCACUCCCGCAUUACAUGGUCCCCACCGUUUUCAUCCCAAUGGAACGUCUCCCUAUGACCGCAUCAGGCAAACUGGAUCGUCGAGUCUUGAGUAAACUGCUAUCGGAUCUCAGCGACAAGGAUCUCACGCCCUUCCGCUUGGCUUCGAUUGCCAAGACUGCUCCUCAAUCCGGAAUCCAAUUCAGGAUGCGCAGCCUGUGGGCUGAAGUCUUGCAAAUCAGCGACGAAGACUCCAUCGGGGCCGACGAUUCGUUCUUCCAACUGGGCGGCGAUUCUCUCAGCGCUAUUUUCCUCGUAUCGCUUGCUUCUAAGGCUGGCCUGACUUUCACCGUGGCUGAUUUGUUCCGGUGCCCGAAGCUUUGCGACAUUGCGGCUAUUAGUCAGAUGCAACAAGUUUUACCACCUUCUGAGGGACCAUCGAAGAUCCCGCCUUUCUCUCUAUGGGAACAUGGAUUUGAAGAUCUGCCAACCGCGAUCGAGACAGUCGCCGAUCAGUGUCAUGUAACCGCUGAUGAUAUUCAGGAUGUGUACCCAUGUGCUCCCCUGCAGGAAGGAUUGGUCGAAUUGUCCCUCCUCAACCCUGGUACAUACAUCAGUCGCAACGUCUUCAAUCUUGAUGAAUCAGUUAACAUUGAAACUUUCAAAUCCGCCUGGGCCCAGGUUGUUCGGACUCAUCCUAUCAUGAGAACUCGCAUCACUCGACUCAGGGAGCUCAAGUCUGUGCAGGUUGUGACAUAUAACCAGCUGUCAUGGAGCAAGGCGACAUCUCUUCAAGGGUACAUGGAAGCAGACUACGAUGCUCCAAUGCUACACGGGGAUCCCCUGGUGCGUUUUGGAUUCGUCGAGGGUGAACAAGGUGAACGUUUCUUCAUAUGGACCCUACACCACGCCGUGUAUGACGGCUGGUCUCUGAAGCUACUGUUUGAGAGCUUCCUCAGAUCAUACAAUGGCCAAGUAGGCACUCUCGAACCAGUGCCUUUCAACUCCUUCAUCAAGUACGUCCAGCAGACCAAUCAGCAAGGAGCUCUUGACUUUUGGAACGAGCAGCUUGAUGGAGACCUACCACUCGGCUUCCCUGCCCUGCCCUCUGCCACCUAUCAGCCACGCCCCAACAAGGAGGAGACACUCUCACUGACCCUUCCAUCAACCCACGCAAUCAACCACCUACACUCGGCCGCUACAAUCUUGCGUGCCGCAUGGGCCUUGGCUCUAACCAAUGUCACAUCAUCAGACGAUGUCAUAUUCGCCAUGACUCUUUCCGGUAGGAACGCCCCUGUUGCCAAUGUAGUAGACAUGGCUGCACCAACCAUUACAACCGUUCCCAUUCGCUCCCGCAUAGAUGCCAAUCAGUCAAUCGAGCAAUAUCUUGAGCAGACCAAGCAGCAAGCAGUUGAGAUGAUGCCCUACGAGCAUACUGGUCUGCAAAACAUCCGAGACGCAGAGACGGGCAACCGUAUCCCUCUGGACUUGAAGCAUUUAUUCGUUGUGCAGCCAGCUUCUGCGUCUGUCACGACCGAAGGCGAUGCGACAAUCAUGCGUCCACUGCGCACAGAAGAUGGUGAAGAGGAUAUCCAACUCGGCUUUGACUCGUACGCACUGGUCGUGGAGUGCCAUGUCGAGGGUGAGGGCGACGGCGCUGUUCAUGUCUCGGCACGGUUUGACGACAAUGUGGUCGAUCACUCUCAAAUCAGACAACUACUUGUGCUUUUCGGCCACUUGGCUACCCUUCUAUCAACGACGACGAAAACCUUGACCCGCCUUUGUGACCUGACGAUAGCGCCACCAGAGGACUUGGAGCAGAUUAUGCAAUGGAACGAUGUCCAUGCCCUCCGCCCCUCGAGCCAUUGUCUCCACGCCGUAGUGGCACAAUGGGCGAAGAGCCAGCCAGACAAGCAAGCUAUCUGUUCUUGGGACGCCGAGCUGUCGUACCGCGAGCUGGAUUUGUUGUCUUCCCAGUUGGCUCAUCAUCUAGUGGACGACCUAGGUCUCGCACCAGAGGUCAUCGUCCCCCUCUAUUUCGACAAAUCAACGUGGGCUAUCGUGUCAAUGCUGGCAGUGUUGAAGGCGGGCGCCGCGUACGUGCCACUCAAUACUGCAUUCCCAAUUGAGCACAACCAGUCUAUCGUUAAUGCGGUCGACGCCAAGGCUGUUCUGACGAGCAGCGAUCACUUGUCUCUGUUCGACAAUGGCAUCCUCAUCGAUCGAUCAUUCAUUGAGUCUCUUCCCUCUGUUGGAAGCCGUCAUCUCUCAUCGUCGGAUCCUUCCAGCGCCGCCAUCGUCGUCUUCACUUCAGGAACCACAGGCAAGCCUAAGGGCAUCGUCCUGACCCACUCAUCGCUAUCUUCUAUGAUGCGGGCACAGGGACCUCUGAUGGGCUUCGAUACAUCUACACGCACACUACACUUUGCAGCCGCAAGCUUUGACGUAAGUAAUAGUGAAGUACUUACUACUCUAUUUCACGGUGGUUGUAUCUGCGUCCCUUCGGAGUAUGACCGUUUGAACCGGCUUUCCGAGGUCAUGAGCGAGUACAAUGUCAACUGGCUAUUCCUUACGCCUAGUCUCGCGAACCAGCUCGAACCGGAAGCUUUCCCUAGUCUCCGACACCUCGCACUUGGCGGUGAGGCCGUCACCCGAGACCAUGUCGUGCAAUGGGCACCGAGAGUUCGUUUAUUGAAUAGCUAUGGCCCUUCAGAAGCGAGCAUCUGGACUUCGAUGUCUCAUCUCCGUUCUGAUACUACGACUGUUGAUAUCGGCAGAGGCUUGGGGUGUGUUUUGUGGAUCGUGGAUGCGGCCAACCACGACCGUUUGAUGCCAAUCGGAAUGAUUGGCGAGCUCGUCAUCGAGGGUCCAAUCCUAGCGCGGGGGUACCUCAACGAUGCUGAGAAAACACGGGAGUCCUUUAUCCAAGACCCGCUGUGGUCGACUGCAGUCGGUCACGAUCGACGGAUGUACAAGACGGGAGAUCUGGUCCGCUAUGCAGCCGAUGGAUCGGGCACUCUCCUAUACGUCGGCCGUAAGGAUACACAGGUCAAGAUCCGUGGACAGCGCGUCGAGGUCAGCCAGGUCGAGCACCACCUCCAGUCUCUUGUUCCCAGCAGUCUGGGCGUGGCUGUCGAGAUGGUGACCAGCAACACCACGGCACGCGGUCACACUUCAAGGCAGGCUCUCGCUGCAUUUGUGGCGAUAGAAGGCGGAGACAGCGACAAAGUCCUCAGCCAAGUUACGACAACGUUCCAAACCAACAUGUUCAAGGUGCAGACUGCAUUGGCCUCACUGCUUCCGCCUUACAUGAUCCCGACCGUCUUUGUGCCAUUGAGCAAGUUGCCAUUGAGCAGGUCCGGCAAAGUGGACCGAGUGUACCUUCGACGCAUGCUACACGGUCUAAGUGAAGAGGAGAUGGCGCCGUACCGUCUUGCAUCUGCCUAUAAGAGGGAUCCCGCUACGGAUCUUGAGUCACAGAUGCAGUCCCUCUGGGCAGAUAUGCUCGGAGUCGCAGUUGAGUCUAUCGGGCUAGACGAUAAUUUCUUCAUGCUAGGAGGCGAUUCCAUCAGUGCUAUUAAACUCGUCUCCACAGCUCAGAGAGUCGGUCUACACUUCUCCGUGGCUGAUGUAUUCAGCCACCCUAAGCUCUGCGAACUGACAGCCUCUUUGGAAGAGACAAGAUCAACACGCCUCCCGGACGAUGAUGCCGUCGAUCUUGCUCCUUUUGCGCUCUGGUCCUACACACAUGACAAUCUGCCAAGUGCACUCGAGCAUCUAUCUGCUCAAUGCGACGUGGCUGUUGAGGAUAUCGAGGAUGUCUACCCUUGCACCCCUCUGCAGGAAGGUCUCAUGGAGACAUCUUUGCUGCAAAAAGACACGUACAUCAACCGCAACAUGUUCUCAUUGGACGCAGUGACCGAUAUCGCAGUAUUCCAGCAGGCAUGGUCCCAGCUUCUCGAUCACUACCCUAUCUUGCGAACACGCAUCGUGCCUUCGCUGGGCGGCAAGAACUUGGUCCAGGUUGUGACGCGCAACCACCAGACGGCCUGGCAGUAUCCAGACUCGGUGGACGAAUAUAUGAGCAAAGACAAGCAGAGACCUAUGCGGUACGGAGACGCGCUUGUCCGGUAUGGCCUUGUGCGGCCACAGCUCAACGGCAGCGGCGAUUCAGGAUGUUGGACUUUUGUUUGGACUCUCCACCAUUCCAUUUACGACGGGUGGACGCUGGACAUCUUGCUCGGCAGCCUCAGCCAGCUGUACAAUCAGCAGAAGAUCCCAAAGGUAUUGCCUUUCAACCGAUUCAUCCGUUUCGUCAGCGAGACAGAUGCCAGUGCCUCUCGCAAGUUUUGGGACUCGCAAAUCGGCCGGGGCGAUCUGCCCUCAGGAUUCCCAUCUUUGCCUUCGACGACGUACCAGGCCAGACCUAACAGGUCCAUGAUGCACACUGUCACAAUCGCGUCGUCAGCUACUUCAACUUCAUCAACGGCAAAUGUCCUUCGCGCUGCCUGGGCUUUAGUGAUAGCAACUCACACGUCUACUGAGGACGUGAUUUUCGCCAUGACGCUGUCGGGACGUAACGCUCCGCUGCCUCAUAUUGCCGAAAUGGCUGCGCCGACUAUUACAACUGUGCCAAUGCGCAUCUCGCUUCGCCAGAACGACACUGUGCGUGAAUACAUGCAGGCAAUCGACCGUCAGGCCGUCGAGAUGAUGCCGCAUGAGCACGUUGGGCUUCGCAACAUUCGCAAAUCGCUAGUAGGUAAUCACCAGUCGUUGGAGCUGCGGCAUCUGUUCGUCGUUCAGCCGAAUGCACAGAAGAUGGGUCGGGCGAGUCUCAUUCGUACAAAUACCGGGACGAUGGCUUCUGUCGCAUCUGCAGGGUUCGAGUCCUACGCUCUUGUCAUCGAGUGUAGUCUCACGGAUCAAGGCGCUCAGAUUGAGGCCAAGUACGACGACACUGUUUUGAGUGUGGAAAUUGUUCAGAAACUCUUGAACCAACUGGCCCGAUUCAGCAACAUCCUCUUGGACCCGGCAACCCACCAGACGAAGCUGCACGACCUGGCCCUCAUCAGUGCCCAAGAGCUGGAUCAGAUCACAGCGUGGAACAACACGGUCCUCUCCCCAGUUGAGGAAUGCGUCCAUGACAUGGUGGUACGUCAAGUCGUCAGACGGCCCGGGGCCCCUGCCGUAUGCGCGUGGGACGGCGACCUUUCAUACAGAGAACUAUCUGACUUGGCAAUCCGGCUAUCACUCCAUUUGCGACAACUUGGCGUGGGCCCUGAGUCUCUGGUACCGAUCUACCUUGACAAGUCUCUGUACACAGUAGUGGCCAUGCUUGCUGUCUUGUACGCGGGCGGCGCAAGCGUCCCCCUCAACACGGCUCAUCCUCUAGAGCGCAUCAGGACCAUGAUCGAUCAAGUGGAGCCCACGUUGAUACUUACCGAUGGCCGCCAUGCUGAGCAGUUCAGGCUUUACAAUACACAUGUUGUCGUGUUGGACGCCGCCCUGUUGCAGUCUCUUCCGCGCUCCGUCGGUACCUCCGCCUCCGCCGUCAUAUCGCCCGCCGCCACUCCGGAAAACUCUGCCAUUGUCACUUUCACCUCGGGCAGCAGUGGUACCCCCAAAGGUGUGGUGCUAACACAUUCUUCUCUUAGCAGCAUGAUCCAAGCACAAGGCUCUCAAAUGGGAUUCAGCGAUACGACCCGAACGCUCCAAUUCGCAGCUGCGAGCUUUGAUGUUAGUAAUAGCGAGAUCUUCACAACGCUAUCUUACGGCGGCUCCGUCUGUAUGCCAUCAGAAUUUGACCGCCUCAACGAUAUCUCUGGCACGGUCUCCCGUUUCAACGUCAACUGGCUUUUCAUGACACCGAGCCUCGCAUCCAAGAUUGAGCCCGACACUGUUCCUAGUCUGAGGCACCUAGCAUUGGGUGGCGAAGCCGUAACGGACAAUCUUGUACGUCAAUGGGGGGACAAAUUGCAACUCAUCAACAGCUACGGGCCCUCGGAAUCCAGCAUCUGGACGUCCAUGGCGGUUCUUCCUAGUGGCCCAGUCGGCGACUUGUCGCCUGCCAACAUAGGCAAAGGCCUUGGGUGCAGGCUAUGGAUUGUAGACCCAACGAAUCACAACCGGCUGUCGUGCAUUGGCGACGUUGGCGAGUUGUUAAUUGAAGGGCCCAUACUUGCGCGCGGUUAUCUCGGAGAUGAGGAGAAGACGCGUGCGGCAUUUAUCGUGAACCCACCUUGGGCCGCCGAUAAGGACUCUGAACACGGGCGACGAUUUUACAAGACGGGAGAUCUCGUCCGGUACUGCUCCGACGGGUCAAUGGUUUACGUGGGACGAAAAGACGCCCAAGUCAAGAUACGAGGUCAGCGCGUCGAGUUGGCCGAAGUGGAACACCAUGUAAAGGCUGUGCUCAAAAGGUCGGAAGACAUUGCCGUGGAGGUGCUCCGUCUGCGCUCCGAUGAGCACUUCGAGCGACAGGCGCUUGGCGCUUUCAUUAUAACGACAGUCGCAGAGACCAACAUCUCCACUUCCACGAACUCAAGUGGAUUGCCCGUUCCGCUACCUGUCUGUGAGGCUUUCCAGGCGGAGAUGCGUGAUGUACAGAACGCACUAAACAAAAUGCUACCUUCCUAUAUGGUACCUGGACUAUUCAUACCCAUCGACCGAUUCCCAAUGAGUCAGUCCGGUAAGCUGGACCGCAAACAGCUCCGUCAACUCAUGAUCGAACUGGACGACGAACAACUGGCGUCGUACAGACUGAGUACGGUAUCUAGGCGCGCGCCGUCAACUUCGCAAGAACUAUUGCUACUUCCCUUGUGGGCCAAGAUCGUUGGUGUGGAAGAGAGUACCGUCGGGGCUGAUGAUGACUUCUUCCUCAUGGGCGGCGACUCCAUCUCAGCCAUGGAGCUAGUCAGCCUGGCACGGUCCGCCGGCAUUUCGCUGACAGUCGCCAAUAUUCUACAAUAUCCCAAAUUCUGUGACAUGGCUUUGACAACAACAACAACAGCCGACGUCGAGGCGAAUGCGCGCGGCUUGACUCUUCGCGCCGGUGUCAAGCCCUUCUCUACAUUGGCAAGCAACGGAAAUGACGAUGUCGUUGAGUCCAUCAGACGACGAAUCGUGCCCCUGGUUCAGAGAACCCAACCAUUAGCCGACAUUGUUGACGCAUAUCCCAGCACAGACUUCCAAAAGUUCUCGGCAGCCUUUGCUCUAUCGUCAUCCAGGUGGUCACUGGUGUACGAAUGCCUCGAUGGCACGGGAUUCAUCGACACCGAGCGGCUGCAGCACUGCUGGAACCAGGUCGUAGACAGUCAGGACAUCCUACGCACCACCUUCGUCUUCUUGGACAGCGACUUGAUACAGGUCGUCCUGCGGAACGUCGAUCUCGGCUUCACCGUGCAUGAUAUUGGCGCUGACACAACCACGACGAUUGAGGAUUACACCGAUGCGCUUCGAGCUCGUGACAUGGACCAGCGACAGGUUACGGGUGCGCCUUUUGUACGGUUGGCACUGAUCCGCAAACUCGGCAGCGACAAGCACCGCAUUGUGUUCCGCAUCUCCCAUGCGCUGUAUGAUGGCAUCAGCCUUCCCACCAUGUGGCAUCAUCUUGAGUCCCUCUACAAUGGGAGCACAGCUCCAGCUCCGACAACUGUCCCCUUCUCACACUUCAUCUCAGCCGCACUGGCAGAUUCUCAUCGCGAGGCAAGUGUACAAUACUGGCGUCACUUCCUCAAGGGCAGCUCCUUGACAUCAGUCACGAACGGCUCGCAUCCCGUACCCCGAGCCCGCACAUCGCCAUCGCGUGUCAGCUACACACGUCAAAUUGUGAUGCCGAUUGCGGGCAACGUCACCUUUUCCAACGUCCUGCAAGGCGCAUGGAGCUACGUGCUAUCAGCCGUUUCUGGUCACUCCGAUAUCAUCUUCUGGCAUCUAGUCAACGGCCGAAGCCAGGCCACAGAUCUCGUCCAGGGGCCCUGCGUCAACUACGUUCCUGUGCGCGUUCAACUCGAUUCCCACUCUGACUCCAACCACGAAAACGCUACCAUCAUGCGCCAGCUCCAAGAGCAGCAAGUCGCCCGUCUCCCAUACGAAAGUCUAGGGUUCCAAGAUCUAGCCCGCACUUGCACAGACUGGCCCACCCUGUCGAGCCUGCACACAGCCGUGGCGCACCACAACUUGGACAUUGGCAACAACCUAGUUCUCGGCGGUACGACCUACAUACUUCACUCUCUACCCGACGACUACGAUAUGAUCGACAUCAAGGUGCUUUCAAAUGCCGAACCCGGUGGGCACAGCUCUCGCAUUUCCCUUUCCUACGCUGAGGACCUCGUCACGCCCGAAUAUGCCGAUACGCUAUUAAGUGCGCUUGGGCGCGCAAUCGCGGGGCUUCCCCUUGACACAAUCGAGCCGCCACCGCCACCGCCUCGCGAGGAAAAUUCUUCAAUAAGAAGACAAGAGCACGAAGAGUACGGUGAGGACAUCGACGCAGCAUCGCUACGGCUUGUCCAAGCGGCGUGGACAGAUGUCCUAGGCAGCAGCACUGCCUGGUCCACCUGCGACUCUUUCGUGCAAGCAGGCGGCACGCUCAUGCAUGCUGUCCAGCUGGCCGCUUUAUUAUCGUCACAAGGUGUAUAUAUUGAGACAGACGAUAUCAUAACUUUGUCUACGAGUAAUGCGCAGCGGAAGGCGGCGUCGAUGGCGUGA
This is a messenger RNA of Fusarium venenatum, 39996 nucleotides long. Lineage: Eukaryota; Fungi; Ascomycota; Sordariomycetes; Hypocreales; Nectriaceae. The record is from RefSeq and is a predicted model, not a curated record.